Chenopodium quinoa (quinoa) is the source of this 1395-nucleotide messenger RNA. RefSeq names its product superoxide dismutase [Fe], chloroplastic-like. Gene Ontology annotation, cellular component: chloroplast nucleoid. Gene Ontology annotation, biological process: superoxide metabolic process. Gene Ontology annotation, molecular function: metal ion binding; superoxide dismutase activity. The record is from RefSeq and is a predicted model, not a curated record. The transcript is spliced from 9 exons. Bases 226 to 1068 code for a protein of 280 amino acids. Lineage: Eukaryota; Viridiplantae; Streptophyta; Magnoliopsida; Caryophyllales; Amaranthaceae.
CUUUUAUUUUCUCCAAUAAUAUUCAUCAAAUUGUGAAAUUUCCCUUUGUCCUUUAGUAAACAUCCAAGUAUCUAAAAAAGAGAGCUUUUUCAAAAAAAAAAAAUCUAAAAAAGAGAGAAAACUAAAAAAAAACAACACCCAAGUAUCUAUAUACCACGUUGCUAUACAAGAGUGUGUCUGGCACAUUUCUAGAACUGCUUAGAAUAUUUGUAGCUCAGAGAAACAAUGUCUGCAGUUGCUGCAACUUCCUCAAUUUCACCAUCUUCCUCAAUUUUCACUCAUGAAGGGUUUAAAGGGGGACUAAACUCUAUCCGCUUCUCACCUUGGAAGCUUAAGGAAACAAGAGUAAGAAGAGCCGGUGCUGGUGUUGUUACAGCCAAAUUUGACUUGAAGCCCCCACCUUAUCCAUUUGAUGCCUUGGAGCCGCACAUGAGCAAACAGACGUUUGAGUAUCACUGGGGUAAGCAUCAUAGAGCAUACGUGGAUAACUUGAACAAGCAAAUAGUUGGAACAGAAUUAGAUGGAUUGCCACUUGAAGAAGUUGUACGAAUCACAUAUAACAAAGGAGACAUGCUUCCUUCCUUUAAUAAUGCAGCACAGGCCUGGAACCAUGAGUUCUUCUGGGAGUCCAUGAAGCCUGGUGGUGGGGGAAAGCCUUCUGGCGAGCUUUUGGCACAAAUUGAAAAGGAUUUUGGUUCCUUUGAAGCAUUUACUAAUGAAUUCAAGACUGCUGCUGCCACACAAUUUGGUUCUGGCUGGGCUUGGCUUGUUUACAAAGCAAAUAAAUUGGACGUUGGAAAUGCAGUAAACCCGAGACCAUCUGAAGAUGACAAGAAGCUUGUGAUUGUGAAGAGCCCAAAUGCUGUGAACCCUCUUGUUUGGGAUUAUUAUCCACUUCUUACUAUCGACGUUUGGGAGCAUGCAUAUUACUUGGAUUUCCAGAAUCGAAGGCCCGAUUACAUCUCAAUUUUCAUGGAAAAUCUUGUUUCCUGGGAUGCUGUUAAUGCACGAUAUGAGGCUGCUAAGUCUCUUGCUACUGAGAGAGGGAAAGAAGCAGUGCAGAAUUAAGAAGAUUUUGGUUAGAAAGUGUUAAUGGAAUAAUGGUGGUUCUGAUUGUUAGCUAGACAUUGGUGCAGCAGAUCGAAGCUGGAGUUUAGCCUUGUAGAACCAGUCCUAGCUGUUGUAGCUGAGCUUAUGUGUUUCUUCUACGGGUUGUAUGAGGGUGCUUUAUAGCUUGUUAUACCGUUCUGAUUGUAAUGCCAGCAAUAGUAAAAAUAAAGAGCAUCUCUCUGUGAAAACAUGUUUCUGGAGAGGCUCUUAAACCAGAUAUUAAGCAUUAUUAUCAAGAAAUUUUUAUUAAAGCUGUUAAUUAUAUAAACUUUGCAUGAUUUCUGA